Messenger RNA from Cryptococcus amylolentus CBS 6039, 1213 nucleotides. RefSeq lists its product as hypothetical. The transcript has 6 exons. Lineage: Eukaryota; Fungi; Basidiomycota; Tremellomycetes; Tremellales; Cryptococcaceae. Bases 17 to 871 code for a protein of 284 amino acids. Gene Ontology annotation, molecular function: oxidoreductase activity, acting on the CH-CH group of donors, NAD or NADP as acceptor. The record is from RefSeq and is a predicted model, not a curated record.
GCGCUUACAUACCACCAUGCCCAAACCCAAUAUAUACCCUUCCCGAUCCCUCGUCCCCCCAAACAUAAUAUACACCAUGGCCCCUAACAAGAACAACCAGAUCGUCCUCAACGAGCGCCCCCAGAGAGGCCCCGUCACCGACACCACUUUCAGACCCAACGUCGCCGACGUUCCAGAGCCCAAGGACGGCGAAGUGGUGGUGCGCAUCGACUAUGCCAGUGUUGACCCCACUAUGCGAGGCUGGGUCGACGAUGUGCGAUCUUACCUUCCUCCUGUAGAAAUUGGAGCUGCUAUGCGUGCUCCCGGUCUUGGCACUGUCGUUGCUUCAAAGUCCGAUGCUUUCAAGGUGGGCGACCUCGCGGUCGGCCUUCUCGGGUGGCAGGAGUACUACGUCGGACCUGCUGAGGGUCUCACCAAGAGAGUGACCCCCGAAGGCGGCAAAGACAUUGACCACCUUGGUCUUUUCGGUAUGACUGGUAUGACAGCCUACGUCGGUAUGUUUGAAAUCGGCAAGGUCCAGGAUGGCGACCAUGUCCUCAUCUCUGGCGCCGCUGGUGCGGUCGGCCAGACCGCCACUCAGAUCGCCCUUGCCCAUCCCAAUUGCAAGGUCUCUGUCAUCGCAGGCUCCAAGGAAAAGCUCGACUACCUGAAGAAGCUUGGUGCUCACAAUGUCCUCAACUACAAGGACGCCGACUUCAAAGAGCAAUUCCAAAAGAUUGGAAACGUGGACGUGUACUUUGACAACGUCGGCGGAUCCAUCCUUGAUCUCACCCUCCGCCAGCUCAACCCUCACGCCAGAAUCAUUGGAUGUGGUGCCAUCUCUGCAUACAAGUGGGUCACAGGUACUUGCGAGACUUGCACAGGAAGCUGAUCGUCAUCAGUGCCGAGAAGCCUGAGCCUAUCUACAACUACUUCUGUCUCAUCACCAUGAAGGCCACAUUCCGAGGCUUCAUCGUAUUGGAACACACCAACCUUUUCCCCGAGGGCAUCGCCUACUUUGCCGACCUUGUCAAGAAGGGCAAGAUGGAAUUCAACUAUCACGUCGUCGAUGGCUUGGACAAUGCCGUUACAGCUUUGAGGGAGAUGUUCGAUGGUAAGAACCUAGGCAAGACUGUGGUCAGGGUAAGCAAGGAGGCGGUCAGGCAAAGCAAGCUCUGAGGAGCAUCAUAAGCAAUACAAUGUGAGAACUGCAUGUAUCGGAUCUUCAUACGCG